CGCUGACUGCACCAUUCCAUCUGGCUCCCUUCGGCAUUCUUCUCAUCACUUGACCUUCGCCCCUUGCAACGUCCAGAGUUCCUGCAGAGUGGCCCUGAAGGUCGGCUUGUCCAGAGCUGAGACAAAGCAUCCACUGUCCAUAUCUGUCUGAGACUCUCCAGCCACAGAAACGCUGCCUCUCCCAAACAACACACCAAGUUUUUAAAACCAGCAGAGAAGCUCGAUGUGUUUGAAGGUAACAUCACAAAGGGAUCUGUUCCGCACCUGGGGCACGGAAUCGCAGUCACAGACGAUCGGUGUCGCCAAUUUCUAAAGUUUUGACAAUUGAAAAUCAGUCAACAUCUCUCAACUAUGUCCAGCAUCCAAAUUUAUCCCAGGCGUGACAAAUAUAGAGUACAUCAGCCGUUCUUCACUGCCUUUCCAAAUGAGAGAAAACCUCUAACAGGAGCCAACAUGAGUCUGAAGAAACUGAAGUUCUUUAAGUUUAAGGGUUUCGGCAGUUUAACAAACAUCCGACGAUCUUUCAGCAGUUCUUCUGACAGUAAGAAGAAAGAGUUGGGAGACAACCAUCUAGAUUUCCAGAUUUGUAGGGAGCCUGGCAAGGGAACUUUGGAUGAUUUGGAAACCGUGCCCCACAGCCCCAGCUAUGUCCGAUCAAGUGAAAUGUACACCUACGUUGGCACAAUGCCACGUCGGAACUCUAACAGGGCUGAGAAGCCAAAGAAAAAGCCAUGCGCUGCUGAAGGACAGACCAAAGGAAGGGGUAGACCUGGCCCUCUGCCACCCGUGCCAAAUAGUGACCAAAAUGAAACACCGGAUAAAGAGCAAUCGCUGGCUGAGGUGGCAAGGCCAGACAAGGUCGGUAUUGCCCAGGAAUGUCAGAGCACCAACCACGUAAAGCCAGUGUUCUUUGAGUCUGAAGCACCGACGUCAAACUCAGCCCAGUCAUCUCCUCGUCGAAAUAAGGAUGAUCAGAAGAGACACAUUGAACCCCAACUUAAAAAUAGCCAGAACAAAUCAAAUGAACUUGCAAACGGUGAAGUUCAGGCGUUUCCUGCUAAGGAUGGAGCUGACCAAUGUAAUCAUACAGGAUCAGAAAUCACAGCUGACAAGAGUGAGCUGACAGAUGACAGUAACCUACAGAAUAUGGAUUCCAAGUCAGAAUAUGUCAAGUUUUCAAAGGAUAAAUAUAUCCUGGAUUCCAGUCCUGAGAAACUGCACAAAGAGUUGGAGGAGGAGCUCAAACUGAGUAGCACAGACCUGCGGAGUCACGCCUGGUACCAUGGGCGCAUUCCACGCGAGGUGUCUGAGAAUCUAAUGCAGAAAAAUGGCGAUUUCCUCAUUCGAGAUUCCCUCACGUGUGUCGGUGAUUACGUGUUGACCUGCCAAUGGAGAAAUGAACCUCUCCACUUCAAAAUCAACAAGGUGAUGAUCAAACAGAACGAGGCCUUCACCCGCAUCCAGUUUCUGUUCGAACGGGAGAGCUUCGACAACAUCCCCGCCCUGGUCAGGUUUUACGUCAGGAACCGCAAGCCCGUUUCCGAGCAGAGUGGUGCCAUCAUCUACUGUCCAAUCAACCGCACCCUUCCCCUGCGAUACCUGGAGGCCAGCUACGGGCUGUCCAAUGGGAAGUAUGGGCUCGCUCACCCCUCUGCAAAUCAGAAAGGUGGAUACAUCAAGCGAAGGAGUGUGACCAUGACAGACGGUCUGACAUCUGACAAGAUCAUCCGAAGUGACAGCUGUGGUAACAGCAUUCCGUCACCACAUCACAAGGAUCCAAUCCGCAACUUUGCUCUUAGCAUGGAUCAAAUCAAGGACAUUCGCCACGGAAUGGGCCCAGUGAAUGAGAUCCCUCUCUCUCCAGAGUACAGCACAAGCUUGAAGCACAAAAGCCAGCUGGGCCGAGUAGCGAGGAUGUCGCCAUCAUCGCCUGUACUCCGGCGAUCCAGUGAGCCACAACUAAGCCCAACGAUCGGUCACAGUCUGUGUCAGGAGCCCAACAAGGACAAGGCACCAGAGGCUUCGAGUGGACCUCAUUGCACCAGCACACAUUCCACCCAGUCGCACGGCUCCUCGCAGUCAGACCAGAGGGUUGGCUCGGAGAACUGUGGGGAAUCAGAGCACAGCCACUACUGCGAGCUGCGGCCAUCUUCGCCGAUCGACUGGGAGAGGCAGCAGCUGGAAGUGGCCCUCAAGCAAAGCCAGCCAAUGGCAAAGAGCUACGUGGAACGGUUGAAAGUUGAGGAAAAUCCAAACAUAUCUAGCUGGCAGUCGGAGACGAACUUCGGGUUCCUGGAGUCAGAGACGUAUCUCAGUCCCUUGCCCAGCUGUGCAGAGGAGGAGGAGGAGGAGGGACAGCAGUGCCAUUGGUUCACAGCCCCGGUCAUCGAACUGGAAUCUUCCUUUCACCCAAACGGUUAUAAGUCUCUGCUCAUUCCCUUGGAGAACAAGCCACUCGAGAUGACCGUCCUAAAGAGAGUCAAGGAGCUGUUGGCUGAGGAAGAUGCAAAAACUAUUGCCAAACAUAUCACAAAAGUUGACUGCACGGUUGCUAGGAUACUGGCUGUUUCUAAGGAGCUGCAGAAGCAGAUGGGAGUGAGCUCAGGGCUGGAGUUACUGACUCUUCCCCAUGGGCACCAGCUUCGACUCGACUUACUGGAACGGUUUAAUACCAUGUCAAUCAUGAUGGCAGUGGACAUUCUGGGCUGCACGAGCAGCACAGAGGAGCGAGCUUCCCUCCUGCAUAAAACUAUACAGUUGGCUGCUGAACUGAAGAGCAAUAUGGGAAAUAUGUUUGGCUUUGCCGCUGUGAUGAAAGCUUUGGAAAUGCCUCAGAUUUCGAGGCUCGAGCAGACAUGGAUGGCUCUUAGACAGCGACACACUGAGGGGGCGAUUCUUUAUGAAAAGAAGUUGAAACCCUUCAUGAGGAACAUGAAUGAAGGAAGAGAAGCAUCUCCAUUGACCAACACCACCUUUCCUCACGUGGUUCCUCUCAUCACUUUGCUUGAGCGUAAUUUGGCAACGACUGAGAACAUUGAGCCAUGGGAGAUCAGCGACAGUGGCGUCGAGGUGGUGAUGUCACAUCUGGAGGCUGCAAGAACAAUUGCUCAACACGGGGGGCUAUAUAAAACCAACGCUGAACUGAAACUACAAGGUUUUCAGGAGAAUGAGCAAGUUCUUGAAGUCUUCAAGACAGAGUUCCAAAUGCGGUUGCUGUGGGGCAGCAGAGGAGCAGGCGGCAGCCAAGCCGAGCGAUACAAAAAGUUUGACAAGGUCCUAUGUGCGCUGUCGAACAAGCUGGAGCCUCCAGUCCGUCACAGUGAAUUGUAGCAUGGAGCAAACAUCUUCGCAAGCCUGGUUAAGGGGAUCAGUAAACAGGAACUUCCUAGUAUUGUUCUUUUCUCAUUCACUUAUUUCUAGAAAUCCCAUCUGUUUAAUGGGCUAUCGUAAGUCAUUGGUAAUUCAUGUGUGCACAGAUUCAUAAAUAGAAAGAGAUGGGCAUGGAUUACAAACGUUGAUUAACCGUUAUAGAUCUUAGAAACUAUGACAAUCUCGGACUUAGUGCUUUGAUAACGUUCCUAAUCAUUUAUUGCCAAGCAGUAUGGAUCAGAAUAGUCCACAGAAAAGCAUGUGCAAAAUGUAAUCUCAUUUCAUCAAGGUGAACAUUGAGGUGUUACAGAGGGUGAAAAGGAACUUUUCUUUUAGACUGGAGAAGUGGGGAGGAAACUCAGCAAGCAGUUGCAAUCCAGUGAGUUUUACUGGGAAGUGGACCUGCAUUUGAAAUUGGAUGAAGCCAAGAUGCUACUAGCUUACUGGGACUGACGGUCAAACCUGUUUUGAACAACAGUCAUGUGGAUAAGGUUCUGGAGCCCGAAUUGGCACCUUUUAGAAGAGGAACUAAACCACAGUGGAAAACUGAUAAAUCUUUCAAAAGGUAACCAAACCCAAAAAGAUUUGCACUUUUUCCAAAAAAAAAACUAACCAACAAUAUUGCAAUAUGUAGUUAUCUAACAUCUUGAAUGUGAGGAAAUGAUAGCUGUGAAAGUCAUGGUGCUCCACUGCCUAAAGGAGAUCUAGUCAAAUGAUGCCUCCGAGAUCUAAAUGACUAAAAAAUCAACAAAGUCUUAAUGAAAGAUGGCAGGCAGCAAUCCUUCAGAGGCAAAACUAGGGUUGUUUGGUUUGUUAUCCAUAAAAUAACAUCUGACUGUCUCACUGUGUUAGCUUACCGGAAAAUUAUACUGUGAGAUAAGUUAGGGGUAAGAUGGCACAUCAGCACUCGAUACCCAAUACCACUGUAUUGGUGGGAAGGGUAAUCCCAGAAUAAUUGGCAUCAGUAACACCAUGCACCCAUGUCAACCCAACCGGGUGCAGUGUGAGAGGCAUCUCAUUUUUGAGAUGGCUUGGAGCUUUCUAAUAGCAGAGAGCACAAUCUGCACUCUGAAGGCAAUGCUGAGGAACAGAGAGUAAAGAUAUACACAGAUGCUGCCCAUUACCCGAGCAACUAGAUAGGAAGCAAAUGUUUAGCUUCCAAUCUUUGUUCAGUGACCUUCCCCAUAUGUGAAACAUUGAUGCCUUGUAUGCUCUCCAACCCUCUACAACUGGACUUCUUUGCUUAAACUACUUUGAAGAAAGUUAAACCCAAGGACCCAAGCAUGCACUUUCAGGAGGGAAAACAGAAGACAUGCCAUGGGAGGGAAGACUUUGGGGGGGGGGGAAAGGGUUGUUGCAAAAACUGAGUAAUUGUACUCUUAAGUAUCAGGAUACUAACCUUUCCUCGGUCCUGUUGGACUCCUGCACAUCAAACUGUCUUUCAUUGAAGGAGUAGAGAAACUCAACAAUCUGGAAUAGACUCACUCUUUUGUAGCUUUCUGGCUUAAAAUACAGAAUUUAACUUGAAAAUAUGUCAUUACCAGUGUACUUAACAGUGUUAGUGAAUAAGGUUAGGGUUAGAUGCAUAAGUGGUAUAUCUUACUGCUGAAGACAAUGAACUCUGUAAAAGCUGAAGACAGGCCUUCACCACAGUGCUAACAUUUACUGCUAUUCCCAAGAGGUUCCUUUGGGGGAGGGGCCAGCAUUAUUCUGUUUCUGAGACAGAUGCUGCCAAAACUAUGCUUUCCGAGUCGCAUACAACACACCAUAACAAAUGUUUAACAGCACUCCAUUUGGCAUUGGCCACGUUGAAUGGCACAACAAAUGGAAUGCAGGUGCACAGAUCCAAACAGACACAACCGAAUAGACAACAGUAAUUAAUACUGUACAUGUCCAACACCAAUCCUGCAUUAAUUGCCCAAAAAAGGAACAUACCUCAUAUACGUACUAAUGUGGUCCUCAGGCCAUCUAAUUACAUUUAUGUUUAACCGCAAAACUCUUCAGUGUUCUUCUGCUUUUGCAACAAUGGCACAGUGUAAAUAGAAACAGAUGUAUAUAAUCAAUAUGUCCUUACAUAAAAUUGUCCCAUUUGUUACAGAAUAUAAUCUUGGUUGUUUAUGAAUGAUUUCAUUUGUAUUAAGAUGUGUAUGAGCGAAAGUAAGUGAUCGUACAGUACAGUAUGUCAUUUCUGACUUCAUUGGUGCAAUUAAAAUAAUUUUUUUAAAUAUACGUUGAUUAAAAGUUGAGAAAUGCUAAUAAAUUGAAAAAAAUGAGAAAA
Amblyraja radiata (thorny skate) is the source of this 5647-nucleotide messenger RNA. RefSeq names its product SH2 domain-containing protein 3C. NCBI's taxonomy places the organism in Eukaryota, Metazoa, Chordata, Chondrichthyes, Rajiformes, Rajidae. The transcript is spliced from 14 exons. Bases 352 to 3330 code for a protein of 992 amino acids. Gene Ontology annotation, molecular function: phosphotyrosine residue binding; guanyl-nucleotide exchange factor activity. Gene Ontology annotation, biological process: small GTPase-mediated signal transduction; positive regulation of peptidyl-serine phosphorylation. The record is from RefSeq and is a predicted model, not a curated record.